AUGGGCCGUGGUCCCUCGCCUGCUAAACCUGCGGGGAUUCCGCAUUGGGGGAUCCUGGGAAUCCUGGGAAUCCUGGGAAUCCGGGGUGUGUGUGGUCGCUUGACGGCCCUGUCGCUUCGGCCAGCCUGCCUGCCACACCGGCCACGCUCGAGUCAAGGGGUGUGGAGAGACGGUGGGGAGAAAUCUGGGGAUGGUUCUGGUGGAGUGGAGGAGUUGGAGAAGGCCAAACGGCACUGCAGCCCGGGAGACUGGACCCCGGGAGAAGUGCUCACGAGAACGGGGACGCGCCACUCGGUUCAUGGGGUCCAACACCUGAUCGAACCAGGGCCGCCCAGUUGCGAGGGAAGCCGACGGACGGACCAGAGGCGUCCAGGGAGUUCUUCAGCCGGGAGAAGUUCGAGUCAAGUUGAGGCGACGCGAUACGCGAGCCGAUGCGAGCGAGGCCAGCGAUUGGAGGGAUCCGGCCGUAGACCGGGAACGGGCGUGGUGGUGUGGAGAUGGGGCCGGGAUGAAGGGGGAGAGCCUCCGACGACAGGACUACUACGUAAGAACCGAUGA
Ilyonectria robusta is the source of this 558-nucleotide messenger RNA. RefSeq lists its product as uncharacterized. The transcript has a single exon. NCBI's taxonomy places the organism in Eukaryota, Fungi, Ascomycota, Sordariomycetes, Hypocreales, Nectriaceae. The record is from RefSeq and is a predicted model, not a curated record. The coding region runs from base 1 to 558 and encodes 185 amino acids.